AUGGAACCCAAUCAAAGCCGUGGUGGACUUGGCUCUUACUACCACUUCCAACAACCACCACCGCCACCACUACGACAACCACAACCGCAACCACAACCACAACCACAACCACCACCACAACCACCACCACCCCACCUCAACCCCAACCCCAACCCCAACCCCACCACCACCACCACCUCUGCCACCAACACUUCCCCCACAAAUGGAAUUCUACCAAACACCACAGACAGGGGUUCUCACACGCUGUCUUACUCUCACUCUGUCACCUCGGCGGUAGCCUCGCCAUUAGAGACCCUGCGGAGGAAGAGAGGGAGACCCAGAAAGUACGGCACGCCGGAGCAAGCUGCGGCGGCAAAGAGACUUUCCUCUUCGGCGUCAGCUUCCAUGCCGAUUUUGCCGCCCAAGAAGAAGGACCAACCCUUAGGCGGUGGAGGUGGUGUUUCUUCUUCCAAAAAAUCCCAGUUGGCUGCUCUUGGUGGCAGUGUGGCACAAGGUUUUACACCGCAUAUUAUAAAUGUGGCUGCUGGAGAGGAUGCAAUAAAUUCGGAGAAAUUGGCUUAUACAAAGUUUAAGCAAGCUUCCAAAAGGACUGUACUGUUAGAGCCUAGAGGUACUGAUCAGUCCUCAUUCUGUUUUGGCUCUUCUGAUGGAACUUCAUCUUAUAUGGAUGUGGGUCAGAAAAUCAUGUUGUACAUGCAACAAAGCAAGCAUGAAAUAUGUAUUCUCUCAGCAUCUGGUUCAAUUUCUAAUGCAUCUCUGCGCCAGCCAGCCACAUCUGGAGGCAACAUUACAUAUGAGGGACGAUUUGACAUCCUUUCACUCUCUGGAUCAUAUGUGCGUACUGAGCUUGGAGGGAGAACUGGAGGGCUCAGUGUAUGUCUGUCUUGUACUGAUGGCCAAAUCAUAGGAGGUGGAGUUGGCGGACCCCUGAUGGCUGCGGGCCCUGUUCAGGUAGCAUUUGUAUUGCACUCUAAACUGAAACUGAUGUAUCCUAGAACUUCAAUUCAUUGAUCUCUUUCAAGAUAAAAUCUACUACAAAAUGCUGAAAGCGGCACAGGCCGCAAAGACUUUGGGGAUUACAAUCUUCCAUAAUGAUGACUUUUUGGUGCGCGUGUGUAUACAGACGAGUGUGCUUUACUCUUUGGGUGUGCUAGUGUGUGUGCAUGUGCAUAUCAGAGAGAGGGAGAGAGCUCCUCAAAGAACUAAUUGCGCCAUUAUGGUGUUUUUGGUGCACGAGUAUCAUUAAACAACUAUAUAUGCCAUUCCAUUCAUUCUCAGUGAAUUGAGUAUCAUCAUGGCUCCAAGUAGAUAUUAUUGGCUAAUGGAAGAUCUUUGCCGUUGUUUACAGCUUAUUUUCGUCGCUUGUG
This is a messenger RNA of Ilex paraguariensis (yerba mate), 1367 nucleotides long. NCBI's taxonomy places the organism in Eukaryota, Viridiplantae, Streptophyta, Magnoliopsida, Aquifoliales, Aquifoliaceae. The record is from the annotation of a GenBank genome assembly.